Messenger RNA from Boleophthalmus pectinirostris (great blue-spotted mudskipper), 3612 nucleotides. RefSeq names its product FLVCR heme transporter 1 (gene flvcr1). Lineage: Eukaryota; Metazoa; Chordata; Actinopteri; Gobiiformes; Gobiidae. Gene Ontology annotation, molecular function: heme binding; heme transmembrane transporter activity. Gene Ontology annotation, cellular component: membrane; mitochondrion. The transcript is spliced from 11 exons. The record is from RefSeq and is a predicted model, not a curated record. The coding region runs from base 234 to 1892 and encodes 552 amino acids. Gene Ontology annotation, biological process: transmembrane transport; mitochondrial transport; erythrocyte differentiation.
UAAUACAAAGGAUAUGGACUAAAACCAGCGACUACAGUAGAGACUGGACAGACUGAGACAUGCUGGCAUACGGAAGCGACACCAGGGCGUGUUAAUACCCGCUAUGUAGGGCCGGAUAACUUAGUUUGCGAAUAUGUAUUGUUAAACACCUGAUAUCACUGCUUAGGAAUAGUUUGAAUGAAUGAGGAAGUCACCGAUUCGCUUCGUGUACUUGAAGCGGCAGUAAUCGCAUCAUGGUAGCCGGUGAGCUGGUUCAAGAGCAUGUGCGAGCGGAUAGCGGCGCAACACCUGACCGCAGUCCAUCCAUGAUCUCCGUCACCCGGAAGAGCCCCGAACCGGAGCCGGGGAGGAACGCACAGGCAGCGGCUUCAGACCAGCAUCAAGCACCGGUCCCUGGAGAGGAGCACGGAGAGACAGAGGCGGAUGAACGCGAGGCGAUGCUGCCGAACGGAGCAGGCUCCAAGUCACCUGACAAAAGUUCAGAAGACCAGGAGGACCCCGGAACUUUAGAGACGAAACUUUACCUGCAAAGAUUUGCUGUUUUGACUGUGUUCAGCCUGUACUCUCUGGUCAACGCUUUUCAAUGGAUCCAAUACAGCAUCAUCACAAAUAUCUUCACUCACUUCUAUGGAGUGGAGAAUUCUAAAAUUGACUGGCUUUCUAUUAUUUAUAUGCUGGCCUAUGUUCCACUAAUCUUUCCUGCUACAUGGCUUUUGGAUCGCAAGGGGCUCAGGCUAACAGCGCUGCUUGGAUCGGGCUUAAACUGCGCAGGAGCAUGGCUAAAGUGUGUUAGCGUUAGCCCGAAUCUGUUCUGGUUGACAUUUACAGCACAAACAAUAUGCUCAGUAGCACAGGUGUUUAUUUUGGGGCUGCCAUCAAGAAUCGCUUCUGUUUGGUUUGGGCCCAGAGAGGUGUCGACGGCCUGUGCUACGGCAGUGUUAGGAAACCAGUUGGGUACAGCCAUAGGUUUCCUGUUGCCUCCAGUCCUGGUCCCAAACACUCCAGAUGACCAGGCACGCACUGCACAAAACAUCCAAAUCAUGUUCUAUGGCACCGCUGCUGUCUCCACGGGGCUGUUUGUGCUCGCACUCAUAGUGAUAAAGGAUCGCCCUCCGAUGCCUCCAAGCCAGGCACAGGCCGUUUUGUCUGAUUCUCUCCCUGAAGACUACUCCUACAGAAAGUCCAUCUACAACCUGUUCAGAAACAAGGCCUUCCUGCUCCUGCUCAUCAGCUAUGGUAUAAUGACAGGUUGUUUCUACUCUGUUUCCACUCUUCUGAACCAGAUGAUUUUGAACUGCUACAAGGGCCAGGAGUUGAACGCUGGUCGUAUUGGUUUGACUCUAGUUGUUGCCGGGAUGGUGGGGUCUAUUCUCUGUGGACUGUGGCUGGAUCACACCAAGACAUACAAGAUGACCACUCUGAUCGUGUACUUCCUCUCCUUCGUCGGGAUGCUGGUUUUUACUUUCACUUUGGAUCUGAACAACAUCUACCUGGUUUUCUUCACAGCAGGAGUCCUUGGAUUCUUCAUGACCGGAUACCUGCCUCUGGGUUUUGAGUUUGGAGUGGAGAUCACAUACCCAGAGUCGGAGGGCACCUCUUCUGGGUUGCUCAAUGCUUUUGCACAGAUUUUUGGGAUCAUCUUCACUCUGAUCCAGGGUACACUCACCACCAACUAUGGGCCAUUGGAAGGAAACCUCUUCCUCUGCAUCUGGAUCUUCCUCGGCAUCAUUCUCACCGCUUUAAUCAAAUCUGAAUUGAAGCGACACAAUGUAAACAUGGGGGUGGAAAAUAAAGAUCAUGAACCGCUUCCAGUGGAGUGUCCAGCAGAAGAGAAGUCCAGUGAUUUGAAGAUUCCUGCAUCAUUUGGUUUUUCCAGAGAAACUUCCAUAUAAAGUAAAACAGCAAUACAGUCACCAAGAGGAUGAUGAAGCAAGACUCAAUCCAGAGAAGAGUUGUACAAAAUCAGAUCCAGAGAGCAAAGUACCUCGCAAAAUAUGAUCUUUGUAGCUCAGUUGCAAUUGAUAGCAACAAAAUCUGUGGAAAACUACACUGGAAUGCAAGCUUUAACCUAAAGAAUGCAAGACUGAGAUGGAUGGAGAUUUAACUAUUUAUUUGGACUAUUUAAUAUUAGUAGAAAUAAAAGUCAACGGUUAUGCUUGAUUGCUGGAGUUGAAAGUUAGAAUGAGUAACUGAGUGAAUGAGGUCAAAGUUCUGGUUAACUGAUUGGACAGAGCCAAUGUUUCCUGAGUUACUUGAAUAUCUUUCUAUGUAUAAUACUGUAAAUACUGUUAUUAUUUAGUAUAUUUUUAAGUGUACUGUAGAAUUUCUAAUUUUAAACAUCAGAAAAUAUUUUUUGUAGCUUUGAAGAAUGCAUUGGACAUAUAUGCGAAGAAGUAUGUGCAUGGAUAAAUGGACCUUUGAGAGACUUGUUGAUGACUUUGCUAUGGAGAGUUGCCACAGAAUUUGAAUAUUGGUUUACCAUUGAUAAACUGUUAAAAAUAGAAGAUACAACUAUAGCAAGCUGUGAACAAUGCAACACUGGGGACAUGACUCAAGUUUGGACUAAUGUUGUGUUGUUUGCAUAGACUGUAUAUAUAUAAAUAGACAUAGCUAAAGUGUUCAUGGGGGCACUUUUGCCUCCUUGGACUCUCAGCCUUGUCAUUUUGGUCUUCAAGUGUUUGUAUUAACCACCUCUACGGUACAUAAAUUCCUAUUCCUAAUACGGAUCUGACUCCAAAUUCGCUCCUGUAACUGCUAGCAUUGUGAGCUUCAUUUGACUGGAGCCGAACGCUGUGGGUGAAGUCACACUCCCUUAGUCCACUUCUUUAUACAGUCCAUGGUUGUAUGCAACAGUUUAUCAAUGAAUGGAUGUCAAGAGAAUCCAACACAGAUCAAGUUUGACAGUGAAUUGGUAGUUUGGCUCUAGAUCAAAUAAAAAAAUGAAAGGGAAUUAAAUUGUUAAUGUAAUAUGUAUAAUACUGGAUGUUUGCAUGUGCUCCUUAUGCUGCCCCAUCAACUUGAAACAUGCACAAUAGACGCAUCUCCAGUAUCUUCUACAAUAUACAGUCUCAAGAUACUAGUUUUGCUUUGUGAACUUGAAGGGUCAAAAUUCAUAGCACAAACCCUUCAGUAUUCAGUUAAAUUCAAGUUUAUUUAUAUAGCACAUUUAAGACAACUUCAGCUGACUAAAGUGAAUAUGAAUAAGGAUGAUGAACUAAGGCGCUAAAAAAACAUUUCAAUUAUAGGGACCAAUUUGCUUCCUACAAACAGCUUCAUAGUUUUUAGUCACUGUGCAGUGUGUUACAAUUGUUUGUGUAAUUACAAUACAACCACUAUAGACCAGACUGAAUGUCAACAUCUUAUUUUGAUGCACAGCUCAAAAGUCACGCACAACUUUUAAAAACUGCCGCUGUUUGUGUCCAGAAAACUGAAGACACAAAGCACAAUCAAAUGAAUAUCACAACACUGUUUUUAGGAUAAUUUGAGUGUUAAAUGUAUUUUCAGUGGAAGAAUUGUUAUGUCCCUCAGAUUUCAUGAAAAGUUGGUAUUGCACGAUUUCUCUGUACAACUAACAGUUUAAGAUAUGUCAAAUACAUUUAUGUAAAAAUGUUA